GAAGAGAAGCUGCGCAUGCGCGUGGAGUUGAGAGCGUCUGCCCACGUGGGUGCAGAGGUCCAUCCAUCCCGUCCUGACAGCCUGCAGACCUGGCGGCAAACCACCUCCGGUCCAUUCAUUCAGGAGCAGCAGAGGUCUUCUCGGGACUCCGGAGGUGAGCAACAUCUCAACGUCUCACCGCAAACAAAGUCGGAAGCUGCUGCGCUCAUGGCUGUGGUGAGGUUUUACAGUGAUGAAGUGGCGAACGGGCGAGCCUUACAGAGGGCAGCCAAGCUCUACCCCCAGCUGUCGAUCAGCACUGAACUGUGCUACAACGUGGAGCUGACAGGCUGUGACAGUCUUAAGGCCGAGCAGAAGGAGGUUCUCCUCUGGUUGUUUCGGCCUCCGCUGCAGGCAGAGCCGCUGUCUGAGAAACCAAACCUCACAGAGGGCAGCGGGGAGAAGCUGGUGGAGAUCGGACCCAGGUUGAACUUCUCCACCGCCUGGUCCACCAACGCUGUGUCCAUCUGCCAGAGUGCCGGCCUCAAUAACGUCACCCGGGUCGAGCUGUCUCGCAGGUUUCUAAUCAAGCCAAAGAAUGGAGAGAGCGUGAAGGAGCUCCAUGGAGAUAUAAAGAAGUUGAUUGAGUGUCUGUAUGACAGCAUGACAGAAUGCAUCUAUCAACAUCCCAUCACCUCCUUCGCUGUGGAGAUCAAACCACAGCCGGUGUUUGAGGUGGACAUCGUCGGGAAGGGUCGUCCAGCCUUGGAGACGGCGAACGACGAACUGGGUCUGGCCUUUGACUCCUGGGAUCUGGACUUCUACACGUCGAUGUUCCAGAGGAUUAAAAGAAACCCCACCAGCGUGGAGUGUUUUGACCUGGCUCAGUCUAACAGCGAGCACAGCCGUCACUGGUUCUUUCGGGGCCGAAUGGUGAUCGAGGGACAGGAGCAGAAAGAGACGCUCUUCAGUCUUAUAAUGGACACUCAGCGGCACAGCAACCAGAACAACGUCAUUAAGUUCUGUGAUAACAGCAGUGGUAUCAAAGGGAUGGAGCUGGAGUGUGUUUACCCAAGAGAUUCAUCUCAAGCCAGCUCGUAUGAGACCCGACGGUCACUGAGACACGUCAUCUUCACUGCAGAGACACACAACUUCCCGACAGGUGUAGCUCCGUUCAGUGGCGCCACCACAGGGACAGGAGGUCGUAUCAGAGAUGUCCAGAGUGCUGGAAAGGGAGGCCACGUCAUCGCCGGCACUGCAGGAUACUGCUUUGGCAACCUGCACAUACCAGGUUACGCUCUCCCCUGGGAGUCUUCAGGAGACGGCUGGGAGUAUCCGUCCAGCUUUGCCCCUCCGCUGCAGGUGGCGAUUGAGGCCAGUGACGGAGCCUCAGACUACGGCAACAAGUUUGGGGAGCCGGUCCUGUCAGGUUUUGCUCGUUCCUUCGGCAUGCGGCUGGCUAAUGGAGAGCGGCGAGAAUGGAUUAAGCCGAUCAUGUUCAGCGGUGGUCUUGGUUCUAUAGAAGAAACGCAUGUGAAGAAAGACGAGGCGGAAGCUGGAAUGGAAGUGGUGAAGAUCGGAGGGCCGGUGUACAGAAUUGGUGUGGGAGGAGGAGCGGCCUCCUCUGUAGAGGUGCAGGGCGACAACUCCAGCGACAGGGAUUUGGGCGCAGUGCAGAGGGGCGACGCUGAGAUGGAGCAGAAGAUGAAUCGCGCUCUCAGGGCGUGUCUGGAGAGAAGCAGCGGGAACCCAAUCUGCAGUAUACAUGACCAGGGGGCGGGAGGAAACGGGAAUGUGCUGAAGGAGCUCAGUGAGCCAGCGGGAGCCGUAAUCUACUGCAAUAGAUUCAAGAAAGGGGACCCCACACUGAGUGUGCUGGAGCUGUGGGGAGCAGAGUAUCAGGAGAGCAACGCCCUGCUGCUCCGUCCAUCAGACAGGAGCUUUCUGGAGACGGUGUGUCGGAGGGAGAAAUGCCCUGUCGACUUUGUGGGAAACAUCACAGGAGACGGCAAGAUUGUGCUGGUGGAUGAUGAAGGAGGCAGCGGUGAUGAGGCAGACAGGGGGCGUCGUCCAGUCGACCUGCAGCUGGAGUGGGUUCUGGGGAAGAUGCCACAGAAGGAGUUUAAGAUGGAGCGCUUGGCCGUCACCCAUCAGCCACUGGCUCUUCCUCCCGGGCUGACAGUCAAAGAUGCACUAGACAGAGUUUUACGUCUUCCUGCUGUGGCGUCCAAACGCUACCUGACCAACAAGGUGGACCGGUCUGUGACUGGGCUGGUUGCCCAGCAACAAUGCGUCGGCCCUCUUCACACCCCAUUGGCCGAUGUGGCUGUUGUUGCUCUGUCACCGUUCAGCCUGGAGGGAGCAGCCACCGCCAUCGGAGAGCAGCCAAUUAAAGGUCUGGUUUGUCCUGCAGCCGGGGCUCGCAUGGCUGUCGGUGAGGCUCUGACCAAUCUGGUGUUUGCCAGAGUCACAGGUCUGAAGGAUGUGAAGUGUAGUGGUAACUGGAUGUGGGCCGCCAAGCUGCCAGGUGAGGGAGCCUGUCUGUGGGACGCCUGCAAAGCCAUGUGUGAGGUCAUGGGCCAGCUGGGAGUGGCCAUCGAUGGUGGCAAGGACUCCCUGAGUAUGGCUGCGAGAGUGGGCAAGGAGACGGUCAAAGCUCCAGGUGCUCUGGUUAUUUCGGCAUACGCAGUUUGUCCUGACAUCACAGCCACAGUGACGCCCGAUCUCGAGGAUCCAGAUGGCAAAGGCGUGUUGUUGUGGGUUCCUCUCAGUCCAGGUCGUCAUCGCCUGGGAGGCUCGGCCCUGGCUCAGUGCUACAGCCAGCUGGGAGACUGCUCUCCUGACCUGAGCCAGCCGGAGUUAUUGACCGCCUGCUUCGACACCACACAGACACUCAUACACGAUCGUCUGCUGAGUGCAGGACAUGACAUCAGCGACGGAGGUCUCAUCUCUUGCCUGCUGGAGAUGGCGUUUGCAGGGAAUCGUGGGAUUGAUGUUGAGUUGACCUCACAAGGAACAGGAGUCAUGGAGCUGCUGUUCAGCGAGGAGCUGGGUUUGGUUCUGGAGGUUUCAGAGCUCCAUGUGGAAACUGUGCGUCAGAGAUACAGCGACGCAGGCGUGCAGUGCCAUCGUGUCGGCAAGACCUGCGGCUUCGGACCAGAGGCUGUGGUCAGCGUUCGUGUGGAUGGACAGGAAGUGCUGAAAGAGUCUCUGGCGAACCUCAGGGCAUCAUGGGAGGACACCAGUUUCCAGCUCGAACGCCUCCAGGCCAAUGAAGUUUGUGUUAGACAGGAAGAAGAGGGGCUCGCCAAGAGGACACAACCCUACUUCAAACUGACCUUUGACCCCUCGGAAAAGCCCAGCUUCAGCCAGCCGACUGCGGUUCAGCCUCGUGUAGCUGUGGUCAGGGAGGAGGGCAGUAACGGGGACAGAGAGAUGUCUGUGUCUCUGUACAUGGCCGGCUUUGAGGUGUGGGAUGUCACCAUGCAGGACCUGUGCUCCGGCUCUCUGACGCUGGACUCUUUCAAAGCGGUCGUGUUUGUCGGUGGAUUCAGCUACGCAGACGUCCUCGGCUCGGCUAAAGGUUGGGCUGCUACGGUUGCGUAUAACCCUAAGGCCAAGGCUGAGUUUGAUCGCUUCAGGCAGCGGGACGACACGCUGAGUCUGGGUGUGUGUAAUGGUUGCCAGCUGCUCGCCCUGCUGGGCUGGGUGGGAGAGGGCGUGGCUGGAGCAGACACCGACGUAGUGCUGACCCAUAAUAAGUCCGGCAGGUUCGAGUCUCGCUUCGUCAGCGUUGGCAUCCAGGAGUCUGCGUCCGUCUGGCUCAGAGGCAUGGGGGGCUCAGCUCUGGGAGUCUGGGUUGCACAUGGAGAAGGUCUGAUGCAAUUCCGUAGCUCUCAGGCCCAGGACCAGAUUAUCUCUGGUGGGCUCGCCCCUCUACGUUACCUCGACGACCAGGGUCACCCCACCGAAGAGUACCCUCUGAACCCUAACGGCUCCCCGGGGGGCAUAGCGGGGCUCUGCUCCAGAGACGGGAGACACCUGGCCAUGAUGCCCCACCCAGAGCGCUGCACCCUGGGCUGGCAGUGGCCCUGGGCCCCGAGGGACUUGAGACCAUCUCUGACACCGUCACCGUGGCUGCGUAUGUUCAAGAACGCAGCUGCCUGGUGCAGCAGCACACAGUGAUGAUACUGUGUUUGUUUCUGGUGCUGUCAAAGCAGUAUUAUUGUCUUUGUUGGGUCGUGUGUGAACUGAAACUGUAAGACCUGUUUACAUGACUCGAUCAUGUAAUUUCAUCUUUUUACUUCCUGUGGUACUCUGAUGCAUUAUUACUGAUACCUGCUGUAAUUUUUCAACUAUUGUUGAUUCUUUUGGACUUUGUUUACAUUUUUAUAGGUAUCAUUCUGCUAAUCACUUUAUAUUUUUACAACACUGUGCUCUAGCUCUCAGGUCUGCUGACAUUAUCAGUGUUGUUCUGCUGAAACUUUGAAUUUGAAAAUAAAUAAAUCAAAGAAGCA
This is a messenger RNA of Acanthopagrus latus (yellowfin seabream), 4496 nucleotides long. RefSeq names its product phosphoribosylformylglycinamidine synthase (gene pfas). Lineage: Eukaryota; Metazoa; Chordata; Actinopteri; Spariformes; Sparidae. The transcript is spliced from 28 exons. Bases 16 to 4164 code for a protein of 1382 amino acids. Gene Ontology annotation, molecular function: phosphoribosylformylglycinamidine synthase activity. The record is from RefSeq and is a predicted model, not a curated record. Gene Ontology annotation, biological process: 'de novo' IMP biosynthetic process.